CUGAGCCCGUGACGCGGCCGAGCAGCUCCGGGAUGCGCCGCAUAAAUAGUGGCGGCGGCGGCUCCAGGCGCGGACACGUCGAGGGAGCCCAGCCGCCCUGCGCUUCCCGCUUCCGCGUCCCCGAGGCCCCGCCAUGCGGUGAGCGUCCCUGGCCCUGCCCCACCCGACUCGACGGACGCGCGGCCCCGCCGACACAGGACCUGCAGACACCCCAGGACCCGCAGACAUCCCCCGACCCUCCGGGCCCCGCUCAAGAUGCCCAGAGGCUCCGUCCUGCUGCUCGCCUCCCUGCUCCUGGCAGCGGCCCUUUCAGCCACCCUGGGCCUCGGGUCACCGAUGCCAUCGACAACCACAGGUCAUUUCAAGACAAGCAUGGCCUCGCCGGCAAGCGGGAACUCGAGCCUGAAGAUGAAGCCCGGCCAGGAAGCUUUGACAGACCGCUGGCGGAGAACAACGUCGUGCGCACGAUAAUUGAGUUUCUGACUUUCCUGCAUCUCAAAGACGCCGGGGCCCUGGAGCGCCUGCCCGGUCUCCCCACAGCAGAGUCCGCAGAAGACGCCGAGCGGUCCUGAGCGGGCUCCCGCGCGUCGGUCUCCCCGUGUCAUGCGCAGUCGUGCUCCAGGAGGAUGCCCGUCAUAUGGCAACCGCCCCGUCCCCGCUGCCCUGAUGCUGUGUCCGUACCAUUUCAGGUUUUUCCCCUUUGGUCAUAAGUUUCAGUGGCAAAAUAAAAAAAAAAACCAGCAA
This is a messenger RNA of Bubalus bubalis (water buffalo), 744 nucleotides long. RefSeq names its product galanin and GMAP prepropeptide (gene GAL). Gene Ontology annotation, cellular component: extracellular region. Gene Ontology annotation, molecular function: hormone activity. The record is from RefSeq and is a predicted model, not a curated record. The transcript is spliced from 5 exons. Bases 33 to 572 code for a protein of 179 amino acids. NCBI's taxonomy places the organism in Eukaryota, Metazoa, Chordata, Mammalia, Artiodactyla, Bovidae.